UUAGUAUUUUAUUUUUGAAAUUUUUUAGGAAUUUGCCAAAUUUAAUGUGUACGAUAUGUCUGAGAACGAGGAUGAUGUGGUCUAUUGGAACCUAAAACCAACUCUGCCCUACAAAUCGACGCCAAAGUUUACGGAGAUUAAAAAAGUAACACCAAAAAGAUUCUUCCAAUUGUAUGUGAAUACAUUUUUGGGAGCACAUUUUGCCGAGUCCUUUGUAUAUCCUUUAGAUGUGGCGAAAACUCGAAUGCAUAUGGAGGGGGAGAUAGCCCACAAUUCGGGUGCCAAAGUUGGUAACAUGUAUCGACAAAUUUUGAAUAUUAUACAAAAGGAAAAAUUGUGGAAUCUUUAUGCUGGUUUCUCAGCCAUGGCUAUACGAAGUUUCCUCUUCAAUAGCAUACGCGUUGUCCUUUACGAUGUCUUUCGCACACAACUAAUCUAUGUGGACGAGAAGACCAAUCAGGAAGUAUUAACUAUACCAAGGGCUUUAGCUUCCGGUUUUGUGGCCGGUUGCAUAGCUCAGGUAAUUGCCAAUCCAUUUGACAUAGUCAAAGUUCGCAUGCAAAUGGAUGGAGUGCGUCUUCGUAUGGGACUUGAGCCACGGGUUCAAGGUGUGUCCCACGCUUUGAGGUGUAUUUACGAGAAGGGCGGCUUGCCCAAUUUGUGGCGUGGCGUGGGUCCCAGUUGUCUACGAGCCUGCCUUAUGACUGCCGGCGAUGUGGGCUCCUAUGAUAUAAGCAAACGGAAUUUCAAAUAUUAUUUUGAUCUCGAGGAGGGUUUACCAUUGCGUUUCCUAUCGUCCAUGUGUGCCGGAUUUGUGGCAAGUGUUUUAAGUAAUCCGGCUGAUGUGAUCAAGUCACGAAUUAUGAAUCAAGUGACUGAUGAAAAGGGACAAGGUUUACAGUAUAAAAAUUCCCUAGAUUGUGCCAUGAAACUAAUCAAUCAGGAAGGUAUUCUGUCAUUGUAUAAGGGUCUAAUUCCAUGUUGGUUACGACUGGGACCAUGGUCGGUUUUGUUUUGGAUGUCUUUGGAAAAAUUACGCGAAUGGGAGGGUCAAGCCGGUUUCUAAACCUUAUCUGUGAUUAUCUAGAGAAAUUCUACUAGAUUUCAUUGAUAAUUUUCAAAAUAUUUUAAGGCUACCAAACUUAAUUCUAGAAAAGAACUUUUCCAAAUGCUUUUGACAACAAACAAGGAGGAAAUUGCCUUAACGCAUAGACAUUGAUAAUGGAAAACUUUAAAAGCCAUUUUGUAAUUUCUAAUAUUUUGAAUAUGUCAUUAAAUUAGAGUAAAUUAUAUGGGAUAUAUGUACUUGUGGGGCUUCGGGAUCAAGGAGUCUCCAAAAAAUAAAUAAAAAUUUAUCUAAAAUAA
Molecule: messenger RNA, 1365 nt
Organism: Drosophila willistoni
Lineage: Eukaryota; Metazoa; Arthropoda; Insecta; Diptera; Drosophilidae
Product: mitochondrial uncoupling protein 4C
Exons: 1
Coding region: 56-1066 (336 amino acids)
Biological process (GO): transmembrane transport; response to cold
Source: RefSeq, a predicted model, not a curated record